This is a messenger RNA of Argiope bruennichi, 1275 nucleotides long. RefSeq names its product isatin hydrolase-like. Gene Ontology annotation, molecular function: arylformamidase activity. NCBI's taxonomy places the organism in Eukaryota, Metazoa, Arthropoda, Arachnida, Araneae, Araneidae. The record is from RefSeq and is a predicted model, not a curated record. The transcript has 3 exons. The coding region runs from base 115 to 1104 and encodes 329 amino acids.
UUCGGUUGAAAGAAUAUUAUUAUUAGCUGUGUAGUAGAUUCCGAUUUCAGUCUUCGUCCUGAGCGUUUAUAAGAUUCGUUGAAUUAUAUCUGGCCCAUAACUUUUAAAUUCAAAAUGAUUUUGCAGACUAAUAUUAUGGAUAAUCAGAAUCGUCAUACUCCACACACAUAUAAUUCAAAUACUCGGGAACCAAGGCGAAGAGGCAUGAAACCAGCUCAUAAAAGUUUUUUAAUAUGGCAUGUGCUGGUAGCUGGCUAUUUCCUUUUCAAUGCUUUUACCAAAGGCGAUCAGAUAGUGCAUGACUUGAAUAUCAUCGAUUUAUCGCACGUUUUCGACAACACCACCAUCUACUGGGUGACGGAACCGACUCUGAAAUUGAAUGUGACGUAUAACGGAACAAUUCCCGAAAAGAAUUAUUGGUACCAAAAAGAAGAAAUCUCUGCUGCAACCCACGGUGGCACACACUUGGACGCGCCAUGCCACUUCGCCAGGGGUCAAUGGUGCGUUUCUGAUAUACCACUUACCCACUUGGUAGUACCAGCCGUUGUGGUAGAUAUCAGCGCUGAAGUCGAUGGCAACCCGGAUGUUCACUUGUCCAGCAACCACCUAAUUGAAUGGGAGAAGAUCCAUGGGCACAUUCCUGAUCGAAGUCUAUUGCUGAUCUACACUGGAUGGUCCAGAUUUUGGCCCCACCCUUUAAACUAUACCGGAACGGAGGAACGAGAUAAAAGCCAAUUGAAAUUCCCUUCUAUCCAACCUGAGGCUGCUUCUUGGCUUGUUGCGAAUCGUAAAAUAGUUGGUAUUGGUCUGGAUUCGAUGUCUGUGGAUAUACCGAAUUCCUCGUUCCCGGGAACACAUGUGACAUUGAUGGAAAAGAAUAUUUAUGCCCUUGAAAAUGUGAAUAACCUUCAGCUGAUGCCACCAACAGGGGCUACAGUGUUUGUUAUGCCAAUGAAGCUGAACGGAGCCAGUGGCGCUCCUUGUCGAAUUUUUGCACAAUUGCCUGGAAGUAUGACAAGUGGUGGUUCUGGAUACAUCACAUUUGGUUCAAGUUUCGCAUUGGUUUUGGCUGUUGUUGUUGGCUUAAUCUUAGCAAAGAUUUAAUUCCUGAAAAUAAUUUUGACUUGUGAUUUUCAUGAAAUGCAUCACGUGAGUUUGUAUUGUUUUUGUAUCUGUCAUGGACGAUAUAAUCAUCUUCAUUUUAUAAAUUUUAUUGUUGUCGCAAGUAAAAAGAAAUGUAUUAUUAAUAUGCAGAAUAAAUAUCUUUUUAAUGAA